This is a messenger RNA of Paramecium pentaurelia, 365 nucleotides long. The record is from the annotation of a GenBank genome assembly. Lineage: Eukaryota; Ciliophora; Oligohymenophorea; Peniculida; Parameciidae.
AUGGCAAAAUAUGAGUAAUUAGAUUCUCCAUAUGCAAAAGUGUUUUUCAUUUUGUAAUAAUUAAUGAAAGCAGAAUUAAUUACUCAAAGCGAAAAGGAUCAUAUUAAAGGUAUAUAGAUAUAUGUUAUAAAGACUUAAUAAUUCAAAACGACUAGUCAAUAUUGAAUUUAAUUGUAGUAGAAAGCUAUCAAGAACUAUUUGAAAAAGUUUAAGAAUUUAUUAAUAAAAAAAGAGUUAGUUUAGAAGGAUUAUCUGAUUUUGAAGAUGAUGAUUCAACUAGCAAAAGUCUAAGAAAGUAUUUAAGAAAUAAAUUAAAACUGGAAAUAAAACAGAGUAAUUUUAAUUUGUUAAUUAAGAAAAUUUGA